This is a messenger RNA of Botrytis porri, 336 nucleotides long. RefSeq lists its product as uncharacterized. NCBI's taxonomy places the organism in Eukaryota, Fungi, Ascomycota, Leotiomycetes, Helotiales, Sclerotiniaceae. Bases 1 to 336 code for a protein of 111 amino acids. The transcript is spliced from 3 exons. The record is from RefSeq and is a predicted model, not a curated record.
AUGUCUGCACAAACUGGUUCUGCGGCCUCUAUCAGCGACAAAGGCAAAGGCAAGAGUGCUGCUGAGCCCCAAGAUGUAACCAUGGGUGAGGGCGGCGACGAUAGCUCCAGCGAGGAGGAAGUUGAUGAUGAUGCUCCACCACCAGCCGAGGAGGUCGAGGAGGAAGCUUCAGACAACGAAAUCGAUAAAUCCAACAUCAUCCAAGGUCGUCGCACUCGUGGCAAGCAAAUCGACUUUGCUGCCGCUGCCAAGGACCUUCCAGCCGACGAUGAUGAGGAUGAGGACGAUGACUUUCAAUCUGAGGGCGAGGAAGAUGAUGAGAUGGGAGGAAACUAA